AUGGAUGCCCAUCAUCGGGGCAUAUGCCGUUUCUCUGCAGCUGAUGACCCGUUUUAUCGAGCUAUCGUGCCAUUCUUUAUUGGAUUCAGUAAAGGAAUUGACAGGCUGCUCAUUCCACCGACUCCAGCUCUGAACAAUGCUGCCUUUGAAACAGAAACCCUUUUCGAUGUGCCUUAUGCACGUUGUGUCGAGUUUCAUGGAAGAAAGCAAUUGCUGGCUGAUAUAGAGCUCUAUUUUAGUGAGCCUAGUUCUGACCAGCAAAGAGUGUAUGGGAUAUCAGGCCUGGGUAUGCUUAUCAAAUAUGUACCAUUUUCAUGCAACGGAAGAGAAACCAAUGUUAACAGUCCGUUAGGAGGCGCCGGUAAGACCCAGACAGCAUUGCAUUACGCCUUUCAAAACCGAUUUAAGUACAAAUCCGGAGUCGUUUUCUUUAACGCAACGUCAAACACGACGCUUAUUGCCGAUUUUUACAGAAUAUAUGACCUUCUGCACCUGGGAAAGGCAUCCGACAAGAUAGACUACCUUAAGCGAUGGUUCUCCAAGCCAACAAGGCGUGACUGGCUAAUGAUAUUUGAUGGAUUUAACGACCUUAAUGCUGUCCAGAUCAGGGAUUACUUCCCGAACACCUCGUGGGGUCAUAUAAUAGUGACAAGCCGCGAUCAAUCCACUAUAGGUCUUGUCAGCCCCUGUGGGACCAUAAUCACCCCCCUAGAAGAGGAUGCCGCAGUCAAGCUACUUCUUGGGAAAGCUGCAAUUCGCAAUCCUAGUAGCGAAGACAUAACAGAUGCCGGUGUCAUUGUCAGGCAUUUGGGCUGUCUUGCCCUAGCCGUCGAUCAAGCAGGGGCCCUUAUUCGGAGACGCCAAAAGUCCUUGAAGGAUUAUCAUCGCCUUCUCGAGAACGAACAAAGCGAACUUUUGAAAAUCAAACCUGGUAUUGGAGUACACGAAAAGACCGUCUCAACCGUCUGGGAGCUUAACUUUCGACAGCUUGAAAAGGAUACCCCUGACGCUUCGCUUCUCCUUCUACUCUUCUCCUUUCUCGAGGCUGCCCAAAUAUCUGAAUCAAUGCUGAAAAGGGCAUGUUCAAAUAUGCAGAUAUGGUCAGAAAAUGGCGGUGUUCUCGACAUGUCCCCUGAAAGGGCUGGUAUAGACUCCGGAGUCAUCUCCAUAAUAAAUAACGAAUUGCGGUUUGACCAGGCUGUCGAACAGCUGCUGGCAUUUUCUCUCAUACAAACUAGCAUUACCGCCAGUGGAAGGUCAUUUUCAGUUCAUCCACUUGUCCAGUCUUGUGCAUCUCAUCGUGUUUCCCUCGAGACACGUCAGAAAUGGCAAGUUCAGGCAAUUAUGCUUAUUACGCACGUAUUUCGAAAGCAAAGACUCUCAGGGGCCAUUACUGAUCUGGGAGAUACCGGGAGUCAGAUGUUCCCUCACAUUCCUCGCGUGCUUAAGGAAUUUGACACGCUGGAUAAGAAUUGCCCGCUGUAUCCAAAGGCAAAACGGGCAAUGUGUUUGUUGCUCCUCGAAGGGUCCAAAUUCAAUGGUAAUGUAUGGAGACGGGACACUAUUGCCAAAGCUAGGGAACUGCUUGAACGAGGCGAUGCUGUACUAGAAGCGCGAGUUGCACGGCGGGAAAGCACAUUAUUGCGUUUACAUGGAAAAAUAGAGGACUCUUAUCGGGUGAUUGAGAAUUGCAUCUACGAUGGUGUCUUUGCCGGUGGGCUGAAUAUCACCGAGAAAGCAAACGCGGAGAAAGGAAAGCUUAUAAUUUCCUAUGCCGGAAAUUUUAUUAUGGAGAACCAGCUUGCACGGGCAAAGAAAGAGCUCGAAUCGUGGCAGCCAAAGGAUCCAAAGCACCCUUCGUUGAUGGAAUCAUCUGUGCUCAGCGAUAGAAAUGUUUCCUUGGGGAGAUUGCUCAAAAAUCAAGGAUGUUUCAGCGAAGCUCUGCCAUACUUCGAGCGAAUAUUUCAGGAUAUAAGAAGUGGGAAUUGUAGUGGAAAUCCAAUAUGGCAAAUGAAUGCUCUCGCCAACUUAACUGACUUAUACCUUGAAGUGAGCCGCCCCGAUGACGCGGAAGCAAUGCUCAGGGAAACGAUGAAGAUAAUGUAUGCCCGUGGAUGGCAGAGAUAUUCGAUAACCAGGAGGCUGCGGCUUUCUCUGGCCGAAAGCUUUACCAUGCGUGUCAUGUGGACCACGGCAGAAGAAUGCUUUCUACGACUGAUUCCAAUGUUCGAUGGGAUCGAAGAGCCCGACACUAAUCAAAAAACCGAGCAUUUCCGAGCUUGGGCUGGACUUGCAAAAAUAUCCCAUCUCCAGGGCCACUGGGACCAGGCCAUUCGCCAUUGGAAAAUGGCCAUACACAUAGUUGAAAAGAGUGGAUGGGCAAAUAAGUUCAACCAUGGUGUUUUGCUUCACUCUCUCGCUCAUGCUCAAUUCCAGGCAGGUAGGAUCACUGAAAGCCAGGUGACGUUGGAGAUGGCAAUGCAAAGUCUCGCAGCCGAAGAGAGGAAAUAUUGGAUUGUUGGCCUAGGCUCCUACUGGUUCGACUACAUUCAGGCACCCUUGGGACAAAUCGGCCAAAGCAAAGUAAUCGUUGAGCCUGAUGCUUAUAGCGAAAAUGAGGAACAGAGCCGUGUAAAACUUUUUACCGACCUAUUCGGAUGA
Molecule: messenger RNA, 2661 nt
Organism: Trichophyton rubrum CBS 118892
Lineage: Eukaryota; Fungi; Ascomycota; Eurotiomycetes; Onygenales; Arthrodermataceae
Exons: 1
Coding region: 1-2661 (886 amino acids)
Molecular function (GO): protein binding
Source: RefSeq, a predicted model, not a curated record